AUAACCCUCGUGCGGCACACGGAGCCGGCCAUAUUGCUGUGAAUGAGUGCGUGAAAACAUAGGGCUAAAGCGUAGCCAUAAAGAAAUCUUCCAACAUCGUCUAGUUGCGAAGAGUUAAACCGUGAUUGUUCAUCAUGGAAAACGUAUAUGGAAUCGGUACGGCCAAUAGGUAUAGCCUUUUUCUGGACAACGAGACGGAUCCGCUGGAAACUCUCCAGAUAAAGGAGCAGGAGAAGGAGCUGAAAAGGAAAACCAAAGUGGUCGAAAAGGAAAACAAGGGGAAGCCGGAGGCGCCUGCCAAGGGUAAACCCACGCAGCCACCGAAGAAGAUCAUCAAGGACGUGCCCCACAAGGCCCAGGACAACAAGCGUGAAGACGGCAAGCUCAAUCAUCAACGAUCCACUGACAACAAAACUGAAAAGACAUUUAAUAAAUUCAACAAUGAGAACCGAGAGGAGAGGAACAAUAGACGCAACCGCGAGGACAGGCCUUUCAAUGGAAAUUUCGAAAACAAUCGUGAGGACAGACCAAGAAGGGAGGGCGACUUCGACAAUAGGAGAGGACGCGCUGUAGGUAGCAAAACCGCCGGUCGUGGCGGCGUUGCGCCGAGACGAGGCAAGCGUGAAUUCGAGAGGCAAAGCGGAUCUGAUAAAACAGGAGUCAAACCAAUUGAUAAGAGAGAUGGUGGUGGUGCCCACAACUGGGGAUCUCAUAAGGACGUCAUUGAGGAAGCUGAUGCUAACAAAUCUACUGAAACCGAACAAGUCUGGAGCGAAAAUGAAAAGGCCGAAACAUCCAUCAAUGCUGAACAAAAGGAAACUGAAAACGAAACUGAGAAUGUACCUGUUGAGGAAGAACCAAAAGAAUUGACUCUGGAUGAAUGGAAAGCACAGCGUGCUGGACGUCAAAAGCCUACAUACAAUUUGCGCAAGGCCGGCGAGGGUGAGGAUCCUAGCCAAUGGAAGAAGAUGUAUGAACUCAGCAAGAAGAAGGAUGGCGAAGAAGAGGAAACUGAUGACGAAGAAUAUGAUACAUCUGAAUACCCGCAACGCGUGGGCAGACAAAAGCGCGUGGUUGGCAUCGACUUUCACUUUAGCGACAGCAGACGGGGUGGAGCUGGACGCGGCCGUGGAGCUCGCGCUGGUCGUGGAGCUCGCAACAACAGG
This is a messenger RNA of Nicrophorus vespilloides, 1166 nucleotides long. Its product is annotated as plasminogen activator inhibitor 1 RNA-binding protein-like. Gene Ontology annotation, molecular function: RNA binding. The record is from RefSeq and is a predicted model, not a curated record. Gene Ontology annotation, cellular component: cytoplasm; nucleus. The transcript is spliced from 7 exons. The annotation marks the transcript as partial. NCBI's taxonomy places the organism in Eukaryota, Metazoa, Arthropoda, Insecta, Coleoptera, Silphidae.